UCCACAUAUAAAUUCAAAAAUAUAGAAGCGAUCGUCCAUUCCAUCCCUUUCUUUUCGAGGGUUUCCCAAAAGGCGAAAAUCGAAAAACCCUAGAAGGAGUAACCACCACGAUCGCUCGUUUGGCUGGAUCCUUGCAUCCACCGGCCGUCUAUCGAUCGAUCCCAUGGCUUCCUCCGAUGUUGAUGAAAAGUAUCCUCCGCUGACCUACUACCCCGACAGAUUCUGCGAGACCUGCCGGAGACUCGACAAGACGGAGAUGAAACCACAGCCCGACGACCAAGAGUAUGUGUUUGAUUACGAAAAUUUCCGUGACGACGAAACCCUAAGGCUACAUGUCAUCAACUACAGAAGGAUCCAAUAUACGAGGAGUUAUUUUGAUAUUGAUUGUCCUCCAAAUUAUGGCGGCGUUGGUGGGCAACCACACCCUGGAAAGCAUUAUGCGAACGACGACAAAUUUCAAAAGACCGUUGAGGAAUGUGCUAGGUUCGGGGUGCAGAAAUGUAAUGAAGAAACCAAGGUGAAGGGGAUUGAUUUGGAGUUUGUGGAGGUUCUGAAUGUUACUGCUGAAGGUUGUGGUUGGAUGAGAUUUUACAUGACUCUCGCCUGCCGCAAUCGGGUUAAUGGUAAGCGGAAAGGGAUCUCUGAAGCUGGUGGGGAUACUAGUGAUGACUGUGUGAUCCAGAGCUACAGAGUUGUGGUUUCCUGUUCCUAUUGGGAUAGGAAGGAGAAAAAGAUGCUGCUCUUCAAGGACCCAAAUGGGAAACAUUUGUGGGAGCCGGCGGAUCCGUUUUGCGACCGAGUCAGCGAGCCAUAUUAUGGGGACAAAGUUACUCUAGCUGACGAUGGUUCAUUGAUUGUAGUCCAUUCUUCGGAGAAUAAAGCUCAGGAAUAGGAGGAAGAUCAAGUACCUAGUAGUGGUAGUAGUUUAAUAUGUUUAUUGUGUGUGGAACCUUUAGGUAUGUAUGUUUGUUUAUGUCAUGGCAUUUUAUCCUUUUAGGAUAAAGUGGGCACCUAAAAAUUAUCUUGAUGGUAGUAGUCAUCUCCAUCCUUACCCCUCCCAACUGGUCGUCUAAGAGGGCUGGUGGUAAUGCGGGAGUCCUUUGAUAGCAGGAUUCUGGAGGACUUGUAGUUGACUAUGUGGAUUGCUGAAACAGUUGGUUGUAGUAUUAGUAGUCGUUGUUGUCGUUUAACUAUGCUUAUUGUAUGCCGAACUUCGAACUAGAAAAAAUGUUAGCUAUGUUUAUGGAGUGACAUUCUAAAGUGAAAUGAUGUGAUGUCUGUGGUUUU
This is a messenger RNA of Linum tenue, 1287 nucleotides long. NCBI's taxonomy places the organism in Eukaryota, Viridiplantae, Streptophyta, Magnoliopsida, Malpighiales, Linaceae. The record is from the annotation of a GenBank genome assembly.